Messenger RNA from Caenorhabditis sp. 36 PRJEB53466, 2540 nucleotides. Lineage: Eukaryota; Metazoa; Nematoda; Chromadorea; Rhabditida; Rhabditidae. The record is from the annotation of a GenBank genome assembly.
AUGAGUACGUACAGCAAUCGCUAUGAGGUUCGCACUCUUUUCCAUUCUCUUUCUUGUAUUCGCUGAAUAUUCAGCUACCAAUGCGUAUUUGUUUGACCCCAGAGCAGUUGAUGCACUUCUUCGAGAGAUUCGAGCAAGACUUCAGGCCACAGAAGAGGAUAAUCAUGCCCAGAAAGUAGAGCAGGAGACAGAAGAGAUAAAAAAAGAGGAACUAUUGCAUGCUGACGCCGAUGUUGAAGGAUCGGGAUCGGGAGAGGAAGUUGAAGGAUCAGGAGAGACGGAGAGCUCAGUUACCGGAGUACCGAUUAUGGAAGAAGAGAAGCCGGAGGAGAAAGAGAAAGAGAAUGAUACUUUCUCUUUCCCACGUCCUGAGCCAAUUUUUGACAAAUACGGGAAUCUGAAGAGCAAGGAUAAGCUGGAAGCAUUGACAUUCGCCAAUUUCAAAAAACAGGCACCACCCACGCUUCAGGACCAUUACAAUCUCAACCCAACUGGAACUCUCCAAAUGCUUCAAGGACUUGAUAUUCACGGUAAAUAUUUCAGAUCCAGGCAAAUUAGUUUAUUUAAUGUUUAGGUUCUUCUGGAGGUUAUCACAGAGCUAUUUCUGGCGGCUAUCUUCCACCAGCCACUUAUGAUCCAUAUAAUGUUAACUGGCACAGCUACGGAGACGAAGGAGUAAAGAUGAGAGACAAAGCGAUUACAGUUUUCAGACAUGUUCUUGCACCUGGGGUGUAAAUUGUUAUUACACUCGCGUUGUUUUACUUUUCCAUUUAUCUUGCCAACGUUCAUUCAUCCUAAUACUACAAGCAGUUCACUGCUUCAUAAUAAAGUUUUUGUCUUGUGUUGUUGAGUGAGUGGCCGCCGGUCCAGUUCAAACACCAAACCAAGCUUCCAUUUCGAUAAUUGUCUUCCGCAACCAUUCGAGUGUCCUUCUGACACCGGCCUUGAAAUCCGCCAUGUUCAUCUUGAGACUUUCCCAGACCACAACCAAAAAGGAAGUUACAUGUUUUCUGUUCGGUCCGAUUUCAAUCCAAGGUUACUUCCAUUACUCAAGUCAGGUCCUGUCAGAAGAUAAUGAGAAACCGGAUUUUUGAAAUAUGCUUUCUUACAAGGAAGCGGCAAACCAAACUGUUUAUGUGAUUAGUUUUCGGAGAGUUUGAAGGUUACUGCUAAGUGGUUUGAUCGAUCAACAAAAACAUUAAUGUUUGGGUGGUAACAUGUUCAGACAAUGGUUCUACACAAUAGUUUGAGUACACAAAUUUAGUUCUUGAAGAUCCGAUGCACCAUGCAGAUGAUGAAAAUGGCGUCGUUUACCCGGUUCACCCCCUACUUCCACAGGAGGAAAUGAUGUGAUUUGCGUUCAGAACAGUUUUGUGUCUUCUAUCUUUUCUUGCGCAAUGGCGGUCAUCUCUUCACUAAUAUCCCCAUUUAGCACACCCGUACUUCCUUCUUCUCAUGGCCUCCGUGCCUGCCACCUUUUUUUUCACUACAGUUCCUUCCUCGUCGCUACCUACUUACUUCCACCUUCGACCACGCCUUCUCAUCACAAAGUGGAGUAUAAAAGGGUUACCUGAACUCAUUGAAACCACACCAAACUGAGUAUGUUUGAGGAGAAACUUCUUGUGUCUGUGGCUUCGGCCUUCUCGACCCUCGCCGUCGUCGCCUGCCUCAUCGUCAUCCCGUCGCUCUACAGCACCAUCGACGAGAUCCACAAUGAGGUUCUCGAUGGAGUUCGUGUGUUCCGCGUUGAGACCGAUUCCGCUUGGACCGAGAUGAUGGACAUCCAGAUCACCGUCACUCCACCAUCAAAGCCACGUGUCAACCCAUUCAACUCCAUCUUCCGUCAGAAGCGUCAGACCUUCUCUGGACUCCCAGCUUGGUGCCAGUGCGAGCCAACUAAGCCAACUUGCCCACCAGGACCUCCAGGACCACCAGGACCAGCUGGACAGCCAGGUAAACACAAUCUUUGUGACUUCUGAAACUCAAUUUCGGUAAUUUCAGGAACCCCAGGAGCCCCAGGACCAAAGGGACCAGACAGCACCACCACCUACGCUCCAAUCAACUGCCCACCAGUGUCCAAUGAUUGCGUCAAGUGCGCACCAGGACCAGCCGGAGCCGCCGGACCAGCAGGACCAGCGGGACCAUCGGGACCAGACGGACGCCCAGGACAGCCAGGAAACGCUGGAAGACCAGGAUCUCCAGGACAGCCAGGACCAAAGGGAGACAACGGAGCUCCAGGAGCCCCAGGAGGAAACGGACAGCCAGGAGCGCCAGGAAAGGACGGAAGACGCGGAAAGGGAGCCGCUGGAGCCCCAGGAGCCCCAGGAAAGGCCGGACCAGCCGGAGCCCCAGGAGCCCCAGGAAAUAAGGGAGCCGAUGGAACCCCAGGACCAGCUGGACCAUCCGGAGCUCCAGGAGCCCCAGGAAACAAGGCCCAGGAUGGACGCCCAGGAGCCCCAGGCGGCAGCGGACUUCCAGGACCAGACGCCGCUUACUGCGCCUGCCCACCAAGAUCCGCCGUUUUCGUUUCUCGCCAUUAA